GGGCCCGCUGCCUUCGCUGUCCUGGGAGCCGCAGCUGGUCCCGGCCUUGGGCCCUUCGGGGGAGGCUGCCCGGAGGAGGCGGCGGCCGUGGCGGCGGUAGUACGUCCCCUGCCUCCAGGACCGCGGGCUCUUUCCUUCCAGGUCACAGGCUGAGUGUGUGCGCGUCCAUACCCCCCGCACACCCACACACAUACACACGCACACAGAGAUGGUUGCCCAGUCUAAUGUACCUGGUGCUCACAUCCUCCACCAGUCCCCUAUACUGGUCUCUCCAUGGGUUAAGCAGCCCCAGAUGGAAAUCUGAGUGCUGCACUUCAUCCCUUGAGCAUGGUCUGCUCCAUGGCUAUAUCGGUUUCCUUUCUGUCCCCUCUUUGGCAGGUCUGUCUGUCUGUCUGUCCAGCCCUGGGGGUCCGCAAUGGCCACCUUCAGCCGCCAGGAAUUUUUCCAGCAACUGCUGCAGGGCUGUCUCCUGCCUACUGCCCAGCAGGGCCUGGACCAGAUCUGGCUGCUCCUUGCCAUCUGCCUCACCUGCCGCCUUCUCUGGAGGCUUGCUGCAUAUGGUUUGGGUCGUACUACUCAGCCUCCUGUGCUACCUCGUGCUGUUCCUCUGCCGACAUUCCUCCCAUCGUGGAGUCUUCCUCUCCGUCACCAUCCUUAUCUACCUACUCAUGGGUGAGAUGCACAUGGUGGACACCGUGACAUGGCACAAGAUGCGAGGGGCCCAAAUGAUCGUGGCCAUGAAGGCAGUGUCUCUGGGCUUCGACUUGGACCGGAGCGAGGUGGGUACGGUGCCCUCACCUGUGGAGUUCAUGGGCUACCUCUACUUCGUGGGUACCAUCGUCUUUGGGCCCUGGAUAUCCUUCCACAGCUACCUACAGGCUGUCCAAGGCCACCCACUGAGCUGCCGAUGGCUACAGAAGGUGGCCCGGAGCCUGGUGCUGGCCCUUCUGUGCCUUGUGCUGUCCACCUGUGUGGGCCCCUACCUCUUCCCGUACUUCAUCCCCCUUGAUGGUGACCGUCUCCUUCGCAAGUGGCUGCGAGCCUACGAGAGUGCUGUCUCCUUCCACUUCAGCAACUAUUUUGUGGGCUUUCUGUCCGAGGCCACAGCCACGUUGGCAGGGGCUGGCUUCACCGAGGAGAAGGAUCACCUGGAAUGGGACCUGACAGUAUCCAAGCCACUGAAUGUAGAGCUGCCCCGGUCCAUGGUAGAAGUUGUCACAAGCUGGAACCUGCCUAUGUCUUACUGGCUCAAUAACUACGUUUUCAAGAAUGCUCUACACCUGGGGACCUUCUCAGCCGUGCUGGUUACCUACGCAGCCAGUGCCCUCCUGCACGGCUUCAGCUUUCACCUGGCUGCGGUGCUGCUGUCCCUAGCGUUUAUCACUUAUGUGGAACAUGUCCUCCGGAAGCGCCUGGCUCGGAUCCUCAGUGCCUGCGUCUUGUCAAAACGAUGCCCACCAGACUGUUUGCACCAGCAUCGCUUGGGCCUGGGGGUACGAGCCUUAAACCUGCUCUUUGGGGGCCUGGCCAUCUUCCACCUGGCCUACCUGGGCUCCUUGUUUGAUGUCGAUGUGGAUGAUACCACAGAGGAGCAGGGCUACGGCAUGGCAUACACUGUCCACAAGUGGUCAGAGCUCAGCUGGGCCAGUCACUGGGUCACUUUUGGAUGCUGGAUCUUCUACCGCCUCAUAGGCUGAGGCACAUCUGUGGACCCUCCUGGCCCCCAAGACCCCUCCUUAGGGUGCCAGCUCUGAUAAGGGAUGAGGGAAGACCAUCUCUCUACCCCUUUCCCCUCUCCAUCCUUGACUCCCAACACCCCCAACACACACACACACACACCACACUUACCACACUCCAUUUCCAUGCCUCUAGAUCCCCACCCCACCACAAGGCAGGGGAAGGGUAGUGCCUAUUGGGGCCUAGGGGUGGGGGGAUGCUUGGGGAAGCAGAGAGGGGGAUAUCCAGUGCCUCCCCACCUUCUCCCUUUUUUAUAUACAGUUUGUUAUUGUCAAAUAAAAGUAGGAAAGAUACAAUAGGCU
Messenger RNA from Orycteropus afer afer, 2039 nucleotides. Lineage: Eukaryota; Metazoa; Chordata; Mammalia; Tubulidentata; Orycteropodidae. The record is from RefSeq and is a predicted model, not a curated record.